ACUCUUUAGUGCUGUUAAACGAGUGAGAGUAUUGCCAGCUCGAAAUUGUUUCCCUUGAUGCUUUGCCGCUAGCUCUUAAAGUUAUUGAAAUUGACGUUUCCGUUCUUAUUCAUACAAAUCGUAAAAUCAAAACAAAAUGGAAAUCGACGAUCUUUCGGCGAUUUUGUCGCUGUUUGAACGCAAUGUUAACAAAUUACGAACAAAUUUAAGUGCCUAUCAAGUUGAAGUAGAUGCUGUACGUCAGUCGCUUCUAGAAAGCUGGUCGCAUGUUGGGCGCGCAGACGGUCGCAUUAUUUCUGUUCACGAUGCUCUCCUAGGUAGCGUGAACGAGGUCAACGAAUAUAUAAUCAAAUUGAAUUUACGCAUCAAGCUUAACGGAGCAUUUGGCAUUUUUAAGAAUGUGGAUGGCAAAGAAAUUCUCAAUAAUCUACGACGAAAAUCCUUGGAGCACAACAAUUAUAAAGUGAACCACACAAAUCUGGAUGGCAUUGAGGUGGGCGAGCUGGACGUACAUACAGUAGGCGCUAAACAGUCAGAACAGCUCAAAGGUGAUGCAUUACAGCUUGUAACGCCAAACCGUUUUAAUAAUAAAACAAAUCAAUGUACGUAUGAAACGCCCACAGCUCGCGAACCCUUAAGUAGCACAGCUUCAUCUGUGCGGCUUGCCACAGUACAGGAAAAUGCUAAGCUGGAAAGCCUCUCAAUCCCAGCUGCACCCACUGCUCCACCUAAACUACCCAUUCCUCCACGCCAGUCAAAGCUGCUGCCACCAAUUGGUGGCAGGCAAAUGACAAGCAAUGAAACGUACGAUCAGCUGGCGAAAAACAUAAGUAGCUUUGCCAAAGACAGCAUUGUGCAGGUUACAAUGAUGCAUCUCAAUAUUGCGGAAAAUUGUAUUUUCGUGGCUAAGUGGGGUCAGGAAUCAACGCCGUUAAAAAAGUUGCUGGCGUGCCAAAUACCAAUACAGGAACUAAACCAGCUGCCCGAUUUUGGAGAAAUAUUUGCUGUCUAUGAUGCUCAGGAGCAGAUAAUACCACGUGUGGUGAUCAAUGCAUAUACAGAGGGUGGCGGCUAUGAUGCCUAUUUACUGGACUAUGGCGAACAUAUUCACUUGGAUGACGAAGAGGUAAUCUUUUCGCUACCCAAUGAAGUGAAGGUGCUGCCGGCCGAGGCUGUCAGAUGCUUUGUUCGCAAUCGGGAAGUGGGUAGCAUGCGUCAGUUUACCUAUAAAAUUGUGAGGGUGCGUGUUUUGGAGAACAGUAGCAACGAUCUAGUGGUUGAGCUCAUGGAGGACGGACAUCCUGAAGAAGAGACGCAGUCAUCAAACCAUUUUCCCAGCCUUGAAAAUAUUCAAAAAAUCAAUUUGGAUUUAGAUUUAGAGGAGCAAGCGAAACCCAAAGAGGCCAACGUCGUAAAGGAAACGCAUUCGGCAAAAACUGAACAAGAAUUAGCAGAACCAACUCUAAAAUUGUGUCCAGCUGAUUUGGAAAUGCUAGAGAACAUUGAGUGCGGCACCAGUGAUGCGCUCAAAGCUGUGCUGGGCUUUAAACCAACUGAUGAUCAACGUAUUUGCCGCCAUUACGAUCCAAAGAUCAAAGGCUGCUUUAAAGGUACUAAUUGCCGCCUGUUGCAUCAGCCUUUUGCGCCACAUGGCGCUACCAAGGACACCGAGCUGGUUGAAGCAUUGCCUGAGAGCAUAUAUGUAUCUCAGGCGCACAGAGAUUUGGGUAGCGUGGUGCGCGUGCUGGUCACGUUUAUCAAGAGUCCAACCCAGGUGUAUGUGCAGUUUGUAGAUGACGUGCCGCCGCUGGUUUGGAGCAAGAAAGAAGUUCCCGAGUCGCAGUGUAAAUUUAAACAGUCUCCGCAUGUGCUGGACAUGGUGAUGGCGCUUUACACCGAUGACUGUUACUAUCGUGCGCAGAUCAUUGAGGAGAUCGACGGGGCAUUUAAGAUCUUUUAUGUGGACUAUGGCAACACGGAGUUUGUCACAAUAAAGUCGCUGGCACCGUGCAGCGAUGCCAUCAGCCUAAAACCGUAUCGGGCCAACAAUUGCUUCAUUGAGGGCGUUAAGCGCAGUUCCUUGGCUUCGCAACAACAAAACGCCGAGUGCGUAGAGUUCCUUAAAAGUAAAAUUCUCAAUUCCGAGUUCGAUGUUAUGCUGAUUAGCCAUAUGCCCGAUAAUGGAUAUGUGAUCAAGUUCAUGGAUCGUUAUGCUGAUGUGCCCAAGCAGAUGAUCAAACGUGGCUACGUGGAGCCCACCACCGAUAAUUGGCAGCACAGCGACAAUAGUAUAUAACAGUCCUAAACAAACACUAACUAUAGUAGCAUUUUCUUUACACAUUAGUAGUAAAUAUUAUAGCUUGUAAAAUUCUGUAUCUGAUGAGUAAUUCGAAUGCAGCAGCGGCAUGCCGGAUGAGGAAAGCGGCAGAUCAGCUCGCCGAUGUCGAAAACUUUUGACAAGUCGCAUCAGCUGGGUAGUUUUUAUUUGCUUAGCCGCAUUUGUUUUGACAAUGGGCUAUUUGUUUUACCCGAAAAAAAAGUAGAAUACAACAAAUACGCUAUGGAGGAACCUUUUUUUUUUUUGCAAUUAAUGCCUAUGUAAUUAUGAAAAGCAUAAGUUUAUGAAUAUAUAUAUAUAAUUGGUUUAUGCAUUGA
Messenger RNA from Drosophila montana, 2655 nucleotides. It is a transcript of the gene krimp, whose product is annotated as krimper. The transcript is spliced from 2 exons. The record is from RefSeq and is a predicted model, not a curated record. Lineage: Eukaryota; Metazoa; Arthropoda; Insecta; Diptera; Drosophilidae. Gene Ontology annotation, biological process: P granule organization; spermatogenesis; piRNA processing. Gene Ontology annotation, cellular component: P granule. Gene Ontology annotation, molecular function: metal ion binding. Bases 137 to 2296 code for a protein of 719 amino acids.